UAAUUAAGUUAAUUAGCGCAGUAAAAGUCACGCUUAAAAAAUAUACAAUCAACUCUUCCUACACAACGCGCUCUUAAGUAGGCAACGAAUUCUUGCACGCUGCCACGCGCUCAACAAAGAACAACAACAAGUUCGGGUUGUUGCAACAAAUUAAGGUAGCAAAUACCCAAAAGUUAGAAAAGAAAGAAGAAAACACGCAUUCAAUAAAAAAGGAAAGAAGCAACAACAGGAACAAGUUACAAGUGGAAAAUUCUCACCGAAUUUGUAGCAAAAGCAAAUAGCAAUACAAAAUGCAUUCGAGGCUAAAAUUCUUGGCAUAUUUACAUUUAAUGUGCGCUGGCAGCAUUUGCUGGCUGGAAUUUAGCGCAGCUCAGCAGCAGCAGCAACAACAACAGUCUGCAUCGUUAACCGAGAAAAUACCAUUAGGCGCCAUCUUCGAGCAGGGCACGGACGAUGUUCAAUCAGCCUUUAAAUAUGCAAUGCUCAAUCACAAUCUGAAUGUCAGUGCGCGUCGCUUUGAGCUGCAGGCGUACGUUGAUGUCAUCAAUACGGCGGAUGCAUUCAAAUUAUCGCGCUUGAUUUGCAAUCAAUUCUCGCGCGGAGUCUACUCAAUGCUGGGCGCCGUAUCGCCGGACUCCUUUGACACAUUGCACUCCUAUUCGAAUACGUUCCAAAUGCCAUUCGUGACGCCCUGGUUUCCGGAAAAGGUGCUUACCCCGUCAUCAGGCCUGUUGGAUUUUGCAAUCAGCAUGCGUCCGGAUUAUCAUCAGGCAAUUAUUGAUACCAUACAAUACUACGGUUGGCAAAGCAUUAUUUAUCUAUACGAUUCGCAUGAUGGCUUACUGCGCCUGCAGCAAAUCUAUCAAGAACUGAAGCCCGGAAAUGAAACAUUUCGUGUGCAAAUGGUCAAACGCAUCGCCAACGUAACGAUGGCCAUUGAAUUUUUGCACACGAUGGAGGAUUUGGGACGUUUCAGCAAAAAGCGCAUCGUGCUCGACUGCCCGGCGGAAAUGGCCAAAGAGAUCAUCAUACAGCAUGUGCGGGAUGUGAAGCUCGGCAGGCGCACCUAUCAUUACCUGCUCAGCGGCCUGGUCAUGGACAACCACUGGCCCAGCGAUGUCGUGGAGUUGGGAGCUAUCAACAUCACUGGCUUUCGUAUUGUGGACACUAAUCGGCGCGCCUUGCGUGAUUUUCAUGACAGCCGGAAGCGCUUGGAACAGGCGAGUGGCCCCGGCGCAGCGGGCGGCAGCUUGCCAGCCAUUUCGGCACAGGCGGCGCUCAUGUACGAUGCGGUAUUUGUGCUUGUCGAGGCCUUCAAUCGCAUUCUGCGCAAGAAACCGGAUCAGUUUCGUGCCAAUCAUCUGCAACGACGAAGUCAUGCGGGCGGCUCCGGCAACACCAACUCAUUGAACGAAUCCAGCGCAUUGCUGGACUGCAGCACCUCCAAGGGCUGGGUCACGCCCUGGGAGCAGGGGGAGAAAAUCUCACGAGUCCUGCGCAAGGUGGAAAUUGAUGGCUUAACUGGCGCUGUGCGCUUUGAUGACGAUGGCCGACGCGUCAACUACACCUUGCAGGUGGUGGAAAUGUCUGUGAAUAGCACACUGCAACAGGUGGCCGAAUGGCGAGAUGAUGCUGGCUUUAUGCCGUUCCAUGGCCAACGCAAUCAUGGCCCAAGCUUGCGUACAUCGGCCGCCAGCAAUGGGGAUUAUACACGCAAUCACACCUACAUUGUGACCAGUGUGCUGGAGGAACCAUAUCUAAUGCACAGGGCUGGUUACGGCCAGCAGCUGGUUGGCAACGAACGCUUUGAGGGAUAUUGCAAGGAUAUGGCUGACCUGAUUGCCACCAGGCUGGGCAUUAAAUUUGAGCUGCGUCUGGUGCAAGAUGGCAGCUAUGGAGCCGAGAAUCAGUUUGCGCCAGGCGGCUGGGAUGGCAUGGUGGGUGAGCUGGUGCGCAAGGAGGCGGACAUUGCGAUUGCUGCCAUGACGAUAACCGCGGAGCGGGAGCGCGUCAUAGACUUUACCAAGCCCUUCAUGUCCCUGGGCAUCUCGAUAAUGAUUAAAAAGCCGGUGAAGCAAACUCCAGGUGUCUUCAGCUUUCUAAAUCCGCUCUCGCAGGAGAUUUGGAUGAGCGUCAUCCUGAGCUAUGUGGGCGUGAGCAUUGUACUCUAUUUUGUCACCCGUUUGCCGCCCCAUGAGUGGCGCAUCGUGCGUCGCUCGGCGAACGAUACCAAUGCCCAGCAGCCACCGGGCAUCAUUGGCGGCGAGCCACCGGAGCAGCAUAAGCCAGCAGCGGUGCCAAUGAAUGAGUUUAGUUUGCUCAACUCCUUUUGGUAUUCGCUAGCCGCCUUUAUGCAGCAGGGCUGCGAUUUGACACCACCCUCGAUAGCUGGGCGCAUUGCAGCCGCCGUGUGGUGGUUUUUCACCAUCAUAUUGAUCUCAUCCUAUACAGCUAAUUUGGCUGCAUUUCUUACCGUGGAGCGCAUGGUGGCGCCCAUCAAGUCGCCCGAGGAUCUGGCCAUGCAAACCGAUGUACAAUAUGGCACACUGCUGCAAGGGUCCACCUGGGAUUUUUUUCGUCGCUCGAAGAUUGGUUUGCAUACCAAAAUGUGGGAGUACAUGAACGCCAAUCCUCAUCUGUCCGUGCACACCUACGACGAGGGCAUCAGACGUGUGCGCACCUCCAAGGGCAAGUACGCGCUCCUUGUGGAGUCGCCCAAGAAUGAGUAUGUCAACGCGAGGGCGCCGUGUGACACCAUGAAAGUGGGUCGCAACAUAGACACCAAGGGUUUUGGCAUAGCCACGCCCAUUGGCUCACCAUUGCGAAACCGUCUCAAUUUGGCGGUGCUGUCGCUCAAAGAGAGCGGCGAACUGCUGAAGCUGCGCAACAAAUGGUGGUUCGACAAAACCGAGUGUAAUCCCAAUUCGGACAGCCAGGAGACCUCCACACCCAACGAGCUCUCCCUAAGCAAUGUGGCCGGCAUAUAUUAUAUAUUAAUUGGCGGUUUGCUGCUCUCGGUUUUGGUGGCCAUACUCGAGUUCUUUUGCCGCAGCAAGACGGCGCGGCUGAAGGUGCCAACCAACGGCGCCACUAGCGGCAUGCUGGGCUCCUCUACAUAUCAGCGGGAUUCACUCUCGGAUGCCAUCAUGCAAUCCCAGGCUAAGCUGGCCAUGCAAGCGGGCAGUGACUACGAUGAGCGUUUGGUCGGCGUUGAGCUGGCCUCCAACGUGCGCUAUCAGUACAGCAUGUAAAUGCGAUUGAGCCCCGAAUUAACUUGUAUAUAGCAUUAAAACGCAUUCGAAACGCAUUAACUAAACGACGCUGGCAAUCAACGUGCAGGGGAAGGACAGAUGAGGAUGACGAUGACGGUGAGGAUGAGCAGCGGCGUUCUAAAACUGUACAGCAUAAUUAUUUGUAUUUUUGAUAAAUGUAUACAAC
Molecule: messenger RNA, 3438 nt
Organism: Drosophila novamexicana
Lineage: Eukaryota; Metazoa; Arthropoda; Insecta; Diptera; Drosophilidae
Gene: GluRIA
Product: glutamate receptor 1
Exons: 14
Coding region: 291-3251 (986 amino acids)
Biological process (GO): synaptic transmission, glutamatergic; modulation of chemical synaptic transmission
Cellular component (GO): plasma membrane; postsynaptic membrane
Molecular function (GO): glutamate-gated receptor activity; transmitter-gated monoatomic ion channel activity involved in regulation of postsynaptic membrane potential
Source: RefSeq, a predicted model, not a curated record